AUCAAUAAGUAAAAAACAAUAAACAAAAUGAGUGAACAAUUAAUUGGACAACAAUUAUCAUUAAUAUCAUUGGAUCAAAUCAAACAGGACGUCCAAAAUCUAACAAUCAAUGAUCACUGCCGUAUCACUGAUAGUAGUAGUACUACUAGUAGUAAUAGUCACCAAUUGGUCCAACAAAUCAAACAAGAGUUUCAAGAUUUGACUAUUAAUGAUACAACUAAUGAAAGUACAUUAAUAUCGACGCUUAGUUGGCAACAAUUGGUCGCCAAUUAUCUUAUAUCUCAAACGGAUCUACCAUUUGGUUGGACACCGAUAGACAAUCUUCAUGUCUAUUGUCAACAGAUUGCCUGUUCGUUCACAUCAAACACUACUCUGAUUGCCGAUUGUCUUAAAUGGUCAAAACUAUUGCUAACAUUAUGCCAAUUGAAAGUACAAUUCAUUGAGAUAUGGGAUCCAAAACUAUCGGUACAAUUAGCCGAACGUCGGUCACAACGAUGCGCCCAAAAAGUACGGCAAAUGAUCGAUCAGUACAGACUGAUUGGCCAUAUGUGCGAACCGAUGGCCAGAAAUCGUAUAAAUAUAUUGAUAGAUAAAACUCGUUUCGUUGUCGACGAUGUCUGCAAACUGAUUGGCGUAUCAUUGGUGCCGACAGUUGGCGGUCAACGCUAUCGACGAUUACUAGACGUACGACAAGAGAUGCAAUUGAAUUACCAAUUGAUUCAACAAAAUGAACAACAAUUACAACAACAACAACAUUGA
Molecule: messenger RNA, 759 nt
Organism: Oppia nitens
Lineage: Eukaryota; Metazoa; Arthropoda; Arachnida; Sarcoptiformes; Oppiidae
Exons: 5
Coding region: 28-759 (243 amino acids)
Source: RefSeq, a predicted model, not a curated record